AUGCAGGAGCGGAGGGGCGAAAGCUCUUCUCAUGGUCACGAAGAGCGAGUUGGAUUGUUGGCUGAAUGUGAUGGGGAGGGAGAAGACGUAGAGAUGGAUGACUUUAAGCAGGGCGUUUCAACCAAGAACCCCCUCCACGGAAUUCCAAACGACCAACUCCUCGCCAGCGUCAGAACCUUCGUCCAAACCCACAGCCUGGAUGCCGACCUCUCCAUCUUCCUCAAAGCCGCCCUCAUAGCCCAGUCCCCAACCUCUCUCCCCGAACUCACCAAUGACGAACGCCUCAUCCUGCAACGGGAACAAACCCACCGCUGGAGCCAACCCUUCAUCCUCUACCUCACCAUUGUGAUGAACUCCCUUGGAGCCGUGAUCCAAGGCUGGGAUCAAACAGGCUCCAACGGAGCGAAUCUAUCCUUUCCCCAGGAGUUCGGCAUCGCAGAUACGCCCCCUUAUUGCAGUGUGGCGACGGGGGAGUGUGCGAGGAGGACGUGUUUGGUGGGGUUCGUGAAUAGUGCGCCGUUCAUUGCUAUUGCUUUCUUUGCGGCGUGGAUAUCCGAUCCUCUGAAUGAGCGGGUGGCACGACGAGGGACCAUCUUCAUCGGGUGUAUCUUCUCGUUGCUGGCGCCCAUUGGAUCUGCAUUCGCGCAGAAUUGGGGACAAUUGGUAGCUUGUCGGAUUCUGCUGGGGAUUGGGAUGGGCCUGAAAGAAGUCACAGUCCCUGUCUACGGGGCCGAAUGCGACCCAUCAACAAUCCGCGGCGGCCUCGUCAUGACCUGGCAACUUUUCACCGCACUUGGCGUCGUUUUGGGUCUUGCAGCCAAUCUCGCAGUUCACAAAGUUGGAGGCAUUGCAUGGAGGCUGCAACUCGGCAGUGCGUGUAUUCCUGCGGUACCUCUGCUUCUCUUCGUCUACCUCUGCCCUGAAAGUCCGAGAUGGUAUCUCAAGAAGGGGAAGGUCAAAGAGGCGUAUGGGUCGCUGCUUCGGCUGCGCAAUACCCGGCUUCAGGCUGCUAGGGACUUGUAUUACAUCCACGCUCAGCUGGAGCAAGAGAAGGAAAUGAUCAAGAAGUCGGCGGUAGCAAGUCGAGAUGAUCUAGUUACUAGGUUCAUCGAGCUGUUUACGGUUCCUCGCAUUCGACGAGCCACUCAGGCUUCUGGAAUCGUCAUGCUUGCUCAACAGCUUUGCGGUAUCAACGUCAUCGCAUUCUACUCUUCGACCAUCUUCGUCCAGGCCGGCUUCACCAUAACCAAUGCGCUGGUGGUAUCACUCGGCGUAAAAAUCGCUGGCUUGAUAACAACAUGCUUCAUCGUCUUCAUCAUCGACACGUUCGGCCGACGAGCGCUGCUGAACUUUACGUUUCCAAACAUGACAUGGACACUCCUCGCUACAGGAUUGUGCUUCUUGAUCGACAAAUCAUCCAACGCUCGGCUGAGUCUGAUCGCCUUGUUCAUCUUCAUCUUCCAGAUCUUCUACUCGGCGGGUGGAGGGCCGGUACCUUUCACAUACUCAGCAGAGUGCUUCCCCUUGAGCCACCGAGAGAUGGGCAUGUCUUGGGCCGUGGCGACGAACAACUUCUGGGGUUCGAUCGUGACAUUGACAUUGCCUCGUAUCUUGGCUGCUUUCACUCCAGCAGGCACAUUCGGGUUCUAUGGCGGCUUGAACACGUUGGCGCUGGUAUUGAUCUUCUUCUUCGUACCUGAGACAAAGCAGCGUUCGCUUGAAGAGCUGGAAUACGUUUUCGAGAUCUCGACUUCGAGGCACGCAGCCUUCCAAGUCCAGGAGCAAUUGCCAUGGUGGUUCCGGAGAUGGAUUUUGCGGCGAAGAGGCGAAGCAGAGCCGCAGCUGUAUCGUCCCAAGACGCCGAGACCGAUGAUCUGA
This is a messenger RNA of Zasmidium cellare ATCC 36951, 1878 nucleotides long. RefSeq lists its product as uncharacterized. The record is from RefSeq and is a predicted model, not a curated record. Gene Ontology annotation, molecular function: myo-inositol:proton symporter activity. Gene Ontology annotation, cellular component: membrane. NCBI's taxonomy places the organism in Eukaryota, Fungi, Ascomycota, Dothideomycetes, Mycosphaerellales, Mycosphaerellaceae. Gene Ontology annotation, biological process: transmembrane transport. Bases 1 to 1878 code for a protein of 625 amino acids. The transcript has 7 exons.